AUGUGUCAAAUAUCGUUGGGAAUCAAAUCUCCUUUUAUUGUGUUCCGUGUUGAGCAAGAAGUGCUCUCAAACAACAGUGUACUGCUUAAUCUGACUGAUAUAAGGAACAAACUGAAAUCGGUACAUAAUCUCGAUCAUUUUAUCCGGCCAAUUGACAGUAACAAUGAAAGGAAAAUCCCUAAAAAAGACCACAUUGUCUCCAACAAUCAAGGCGGAAGGCUAGCAAAUGGAGGUACUGUUUCAUCACCUGCUGCGCCACCAGUGUUUAGUGCUGAAAGUGCGUUUGGCGGAGGCAACAUAUCGAUAACCUUCCUCACAACAGUGGUUCCGUCGUUUGUAAACCAUUUUGAAAAAAGCAGUAGCGAUGGCGGAGGACAUGAAGCAAGCCCCAUAUUACCAAUAAAGGGCAAAUAUGCUUCGUCAAGCAAUAUAGGCUCUACGGACCACAUGAUUUCCGAUGACGAUGGAGAUGGUGGGAAAAAGGAACGAAAAUACAUUAUUCCUCUAGCGCUGAAAACCUCAACAAACGAAAAAGAAAAAACAUCAUCAGUUUUCCAUGGAUCAUCUACCAAUAUCGAUGACCUGAAGCGACACAUUUUGAUGUUGCAAAAUCUUACUCAAUCGGAUAAAAACUUUCAAAGCAAAUUUGUAGUGUUUCCUUCGCUGCAGAAAAACGGUACGAUUUCCUCUUCGAUGCAGCCGGUUUCGCGCCAGACGCCGGUGUUGUUGCCAUCGGUUACGUUGCCACCACGCCAAAUACCAGUGGCAUCCACUGCCACUGACUAUCGAAGUUUUGUUUCACCAAAUCGUGGACAAAACACAACGGGAGAAGCAUAUACCACAAAUAAUCGAUCGGCGCAGCGGACUCCGGGUUCCAUUCCGAUCAAUAUGCCAAAGAAAGUAUUUCCCGAUUCACACGACAUACUGUCCGACAGAAAGGAAGGAGAACUAGAGAUGUACAAAAUGGAAAAAAUCACAAUUGUGCCCCAAGUAUUUCUGCAAAAUGAUCAAACAAGUGAAACUGUCAGCGAUAAGCGGGAAAACAGAAACAUAUAUGCCAGCAGAGCUGUUGCUGAAAGCGGUAAGGUAUCGCCGACAUCGCAGAUUGGGAAUUCAGAAGAUUACUCAAGAAUUCGCGAAACGAAGGAAAGAACUGCUGUACGGAAGUUUGUACAUAAAUCAAUGGCAUCUGUUAAUGACAGAACCGAAAGCCAAGAAGGAACAGGAGGCGUUCGUGAUAGAACUGUAAACAGUAAAAUUGGUAUUACGACUCCACGCAUGAGUGUUAUUACGAGUAGAAGAAAAGAAACGCCAAUCAGUGCAGGAACAGUGGAGAUCGGCAAGCAACGGUGGGAUAUGAAUGGGCCACUAUUAAAUGGAUCAUCCUUAUUGAUAGAGGCCAACGCAACGAGUAAAGGAAAAAAGAAACAACGUAAAAACGGUCGCCGUCGAGGAGGAAAGCAAACCGUCAAAUUCAAUGAUGCAAAAGAAGUACCCAAAACGGUAAUAUUGAAUGAUGAUGCUUCAAUACUGGAUGAAAUCGGCGAACGUACUAGUAGUGACGUGCGCCGAAUAGAGUUGAGCGAAAAACCAAAGCCAGGACGAAUUGCCGGAAGCCGGAAAAGAGCUUCGUCCUCACGAGUGCGCCGCAACGAUAAUAAUAGGAGACAACAGUUAUUGAGUAAACAGCAGUACUAUGCGACAAUAGGAAGAGUGCAUCAAACGAGUAAAACUGAACGUCACGAUAGUCAAGCAAUGAUGGGUUCGAUGGAAUCCUUGGUCAGUACGAUCGACACGUUUACGGACGAGGAUUCCGUGGAUAUCUACAAUAGAAGUCAACAUAAUCGUAAUCGAACGUCACCUGGGGAUGGCAAUGAGAAAGAUAUUGUGGAUUUGAAUCCGAAUCUAUGCUACACGCUUAGUGCUCUGAGCGGCGGACAGCAGAAAUUAUGCGCCCAGCACACGAGUAUUAUGCCGGCUAUAAGUCGAGGAGCACGUGCGGCAAUACAGGAAUGUAAACACCAGUUCCGCAAUCGGAGAUGGAACUGCAGUAUCGUCAAUGACGAAUCUGUAUUUGGUCCUGUAUCAAACAUAGGAUCUCCAGAGAUGGCAUUCGUUUAUGCCAUGGCUGCAGCAGCAGCGUCCAGCUUUAUUGCACGAGCUUGUCGUGAUGGUCAAUUGGCUUCUUGUGGAUGCUCUCGAAGCAGUCGACCCUCAAAGCUAAAUGAAGACUGGACUUGGGGUGGUUGCGGUGAUGAUAUGGAAUAUGGCUACAAGUUCACACAAUCUUUCAUCGACAUCCGUGAGAAAGAAAAAAAACGUGGCACGCGUGGUUUGGUAUCAAUUCCUGCAAAGUAUCCAAAAAUAAUCGAACGUUUGCUGGAUGCACUCAACGAAACUACCAAAAACGGCGCAAUGUUAAACGAAACAGACACCAUUGUACGACCAGAGGACUUGGAAAAGUUGCAAGACAAAAUAGCGAAAGAGAUAGCCAACUCAAAUCUUAAUCCGAAGGAAAUCAGCGACCUACAGGAACGGAUUAACAAGGAAAUCACCAAUUCCGAGGUAUUCAACCUGAAAAACGUCAACAUUUAUGAUAAAUUGAAAAAGAUAUUCCGAAAACCCGAAAAAACGCUUAACGGUGUACAGUUUAGUGCGUCGGCUAAGGCACGAGCCCUGAUGAAUUUACAUAAUAAUGAAGCUGGUCGCAGGGCUGUAAUAAAAAAAUCGAGAAUCAUCUGCAAAUGUCAUGGAGUCUCGGGUUCAUGCAGCUUGAUAACUUGUUGGCAGCAGUUGACAUCGAUAAGAGAAAUCGGAGAUUUUCUUAGAGAAAAAUAUGACGAAGCAACGCAAGUCAAGGUUAACAAACGUGGACGUUUACAAGUCAAAGAUCCUCGUUUCAAAAUUCCAUCUGCCUUGGACCUUAUAUAUUUGGACGAAAGUCCUGACUGGUGUCGCGUUAAUAAACAGCUCAUGUGGCAAGGAACACACGGACGUGUGUGUAACAAGACAUCUUCUGGGUUGGAUGGAUGUUCUAUUCUUUGCUGCGGUAGAGGCUACAAUACAAAGAAAAUCAUUGUCAAAGAACGCUGCAAUUGCAAGUUUCAGUGGUGUUGUCAGGUGAAAUGCGAAAUAUGUACGAGAAGUAUCGAGGAAUACACGUGUAAAUAAUUAUAGAAAGGUGGAACAGGAAAACAAAUAUGGAAUGGAUAGAAUCAAAAUCCGUAAACCGAUAAUCAUCAACGCAGACCGAUUUCAUGAAAGUUU
Molecule: messenger RNA, 3267 nt
Organism: Anopheles nili
Lineage: Eukaryota; Metazoa; Arthropoda; Insecta; Diptera; Culicidae
Product: protein Wnt-5-like
Exons: 9
Coding region: 1-3171 (1056 amino acids)
Biological process (GO): multicellular organism development; canonical Wnt signaling pathway; cell fate commitment
Cellular component (GO): extracellular region
Molecular function (GO): cytokine activity; frizzled binding
Source: RefSeq, a predicted model, not a curated record